Molecule: messenger RNA, 13373 nt
Organism: Anguilla rostrata (American eel)
Lineage: Eukaryota; Metazoa; Chordata; Actinopteri; Anguilliformes; Anguillidae
Gene: zanl
Product: zonadhesin, like
Cellular component (GO): membrane
Molecular function (GO): calcium ion binding; protein binding
Source: RefSeq, a predicted model, not a curated record
CUCACUCUCUCUGAGUUAGCCAUGGAUAAAAUCAAAUUCAUAUUCAUUCUCACAUGGAUAAAUGGAUUAUAUACAGCAAGAGACCUAAAUAACAGAGCUGACAAAGGGAUAUCUACAAACACGGGAGCUGUUGUGACCUCCUGUGACUUCAACAACAACAGCAUCCCCUUCUGCCAUUUUCGCCAGGACAAUGAAGACGAUAGUGACUGGACUCGACACAGAGGCCCCUCUCCCACUCCAGGCACAGGCCCAGAUGGGGACUAUCCUGAUGGAAGUGGAUUCUACAUUUACCAUGAAUGUGACAAUGUUGCUAAUGGACAGAUAGCCCGUCUGAUCAGCCCCCCAUUGGGCAUAGGCUCCGCCCAAAUGUGCAUACAGUUCAUGUACUACAUGUAUGGGACUGACACAAGGAACAAACUGGCAGUGCUUGUUAAAAGGCCUAGUAUGGAGGAGGAGAAUGUAUGGGAGAGAAUGGGGUUCCAGAGUCCAUCAUGGCUUGGAGGCUCUGUGACUGUGUCCCGCCUCGAAGGGCAGACAAUGAAUGUUGUAUUCGUGGCAGCACGUGGGCUUACAUCCUCAUGUGACACAGCUUUGGAUAACAUUGUCAUCAGCGAGGGAGCUUGCCCAGGGUGUCUGUCUGAAUGUGACUUUGACACCACCGAUGACCUGUGCGGCUGGACCAUGGAGACUGAUCCUAGAAUCUUCGGCUGGGAGCAGUGGACUGGGCCAACUCCCACAGAAGGGACAGGACCUGAAGAUGACUUCUCCAAACCAGGCUUUGGUUCGUACAUGCUGUUAGACUCCACGUCCAGAGUGCCAGGUGCAAGUGCAGAGCUGUGGAGUCCAUCUGCUUCCUCUGCAGGAUGUCUCCAGCUCUCCUUCCACUAUACCAUGUAUGGCACUGCCACCAAUAUGCAGAUCAACAUCUACGCUGCCACAGCUGGAGGAAACCUAGGAGCUCCUAUAUUCACAUUGAAAGGGGAUCAGGGACGAGAUUGGAAUAAAGCAGAGAUUCAGUAUAUUGGAAUGGCAGAAGUCCAGUUCGUGAUUCAAGGCAUUUAUGGAGAAACAGAUAAAACAGACAUCGCUAUAGACAGUGUAUGCAUCACAGACUGCCAAGCGCCAGCAUCAACUACUGCUAAACCCUCCACAGAAGCCCCUAGACCAACCACAACAAAACCUUUGACCUCUGCAGAAUCAACAACUCCAAGCCCCACCACCACGCAGUCACCAACCACUGCACCCCCAGUGAAAUGUCCCCCCAAUGCCCACUAUAAUGAGUGCGGCCCAGCCUGCAUCCCAAGCUGCCAGAAACCCUCCACGAACUGUACCGGCUCCUGCAUCAGCGGCUGCUUCUGUGACCCAGGAUACGUGUUCCGCGGUCGCCGCUGCGUUCCCCUUCACCAGUGUGGCUGCUUGGACGAGAGCAACAACUACUAUGAGCCAGGGGAAAUCGUCUUUGGUGAUGGCUGCUCAGAGGUGUGUCGAUGCGCAGGGAACUACACGCUGGACUGUGUCAGCAAUGCCUGUGAGCCCACAGAGGAGUGUCGUGAAGUCAAUGGUGUUGCAGGCUGCUAUCCUAAAGACACCUCCACCUGCACUGCGUCAGGCGACCCUCACUACACCACGUUUGACCGCCGGCGAUAUGACUUCAUGGGCAACUGCAGCUACCUAAUGGCAGAGACCUGCAACAGCACCCUGGCCCCGCACUUUUCAGUCUACGCUGAUAACGAGCAUCGUUUCAACUUGCUUUCUGUCACCUAUAUCAAAGCAGUGCAUGUGCACACACAAGGAGUGGUGGUAUCGGUGCUGAAGGGGGGAACUGUGCAGGUGAAUCGGACCACAGUGAACUUGCCUGCGACCCCAGUUGAGGGCGUGUCUGUCUUCAAGGCGGGGAAACACUACACUGUGGCUGCAGUCUUUGGCGUUACAGUGCGAUACGAUGGAAACCACUUCAUGGACAUUAAAGUGACCAGCGAUUACAAGAACACCUUGUGUGGGCUGUGUGGAGACUAUAACGGAAACCCAAAGGAUGAUUUCCGUACACCCUCUGGUCAGCUAGUCACAAAUACCAAUGACUUUGGACACAGCUGGAACUCAGACACAAACUGCAACAAGAAGCCCAAUGAAACAAUCCCAGAAUGCACUGAUGAUCAACAGGAUAUAUAUGAGAGUCCCGCCUACUGUGGCAUGUUACUAGAUCCCAAGGGACCCUUCGCCGUCUGUCAUCCAAGAGUCAACCCCAAUGGCUUCUUCAAGGACUGUCUCUUUGACUUGUGUGCGCUGGGCGGGGCUCAAACAUCACUGUGCGAAGCACUGGAGUCCUACGUCAACGAGUGUCAGGACCGCAACGUGAACGUUGGGCCAUGGAGAAACAGCACCUUCUGUCCUCUUCGCUGCCCUGCUAAUAGCCACUACGAGGCUUGUGCCCCACCUUGUCCCCCAUCCUGCUCCAUUCCCAGCCCGGGACAGUGCAGUGGACCAUGUGCAGAGGGCUGUGUGUGUGACACAGGAUACGUUUACAGUUCUGGAAAGUGUAUUAAACAGGAGACCUGUGGGUGCCACUUCAAUGGACAGUACUACCAGGUGAGCAGGGAAGAGUUCUACACUGAGGGCUGUGAGCUGAAGUGCACAUGUGAGGGAGGAGUUGUGAAAUGCAGCUCAGGAGAGUGUCCCCCACAGCAUGCCUGUGGACUGCAGAAUGGAGAGCUGGGCUGCUACCCCUUAAGUACAAAGGACUGUUACAUCUCAGGAGACCCACAUUACACCACCUUUGAUGGGAAAUACUACACCUUCAUGGGAACCUGCACCUAUACUCUGGCUAGGAGCUGCCAGAACCACACAGGUCCCUGGUUCUCAGUGGAGGGGAAGAAUGAGGAGAGGGGCGUGGCAGGCGUUUCAUACCUGCGCAAGCUGUACGUCACCGUCGGUGGAGUCACUGUCACUCUGAUGAAGAGCAGAAGGACUCUGGUCAAUGGACUGCGUGUGUCCCUCCCACACUCCCCUUCUCCCCUGAUCUUUCUCUCCCUGGCUGGGCAGUACGUCACCAUGCAGACUCCUUUCGGUCUCACAGUACGCUGGGACGGUAACCACUACGCGCACAUCUCCGUCCCCAGCUCCUACUUUGACCAGAUGUGUGGAUUGUGUGGAGAUUAUGAUGGAAACCCUAACAAUGACUUCACCAAGCCAGACGGUUCAGCGGCUGGGAACGCAAACCAGUUUGGCAACAGCUGGCAAACUGAGGAGGACGAGGAUGACGCGUGUUUGCCUGAUGACAAACCUGAACCGCCCUGUGACCCCAAUCUGGAGGCAGAGGUGUCCAAACCUCAGAAUUGUGGCAAACUGAACGACACCCAAGGUCCUUUCAGGGACUGCAUUAACGUGGUUGACCCACGGCCCUAUUUCCAGAGCUGUGUGUAUGACAUGUGCCGCUAUGACGGGCUUCAGCAAACCCUAUGUGAUCAGCUGCAGUCCUACACAGAUGCCUGUCUCAGCGCAGGAGCUCCUGUCCACCAAUGGAGGGAGCCAGACUUCUGCCCUCUGGACUGCCCCCCCAACAGUCACUACUCCUUAUGUGUGAGCCCGUGUCCAGAGACAUGCGUGGGGCACAGUGGGGCACAGCCAGGGUGCGGAGAGAACUGCGUGGAGGGCUGCAAGUGACCCGGCUUCAUCCUCAGCAACGACCGCUGCGUUCCUCUCAAAGACUGCGGCUGUGUUGAGCCCCAAGGCUCUUACCACCCUGUGAAUGAGAGCUGGUAUCUGGAAGGCUGUACACAGCGCUGUGUGUGCAGAGGGGAGGGAGUGAUCGAGUGCCACAACACCUCCUGUGCCCCCAAUCAGGUCUGCCAACUGCAGGAUGGAGAAUACGGCUGUCAGGCACUGGCAACUCCGAGCCCCACAACACCUCAGCCCACAACCACUGCACCCCCAGUGAAAUGUCCCCCCAAUGCUCACUAUAAUGAGUGCGGCCCAGCCUGCAUCCCAAGCUGCCAGAAACCCUCCACGAACUGUACCGGCUCCUGCAUCAGCGGCUGCUUCUGUGACCCAGGAUACGUGUUCCGCGGUCGCCGCUGCGUUCCCCUUCACCAGUGUGGCUGCUUGGACGAGAGCAACAACUACUAUGAGCCAGGGGAAAUCGUCUUUGGUGAUGGCUGCUCAGAGGUGUGUCGAUGUGCAGGGAACUACACGCUGGACUGUGUCAGCAAUGCCUGUGAGCCCACAGAGGAGUGUCGUGAAGUCAAUGGUGUUGCAGGCUGCUAUCCUAAAGACACCUCCACCUGCACUGCGUCAGGCGACCCUCACUACACCACGUUUGACCGCCGGCGAUAUGACUUCAUGGGCAACUGCAGCUACCUAAUGGCAGAGACCUGCAACAGCACCCUGGCCCCGCACUUUUCAGUCUACGCUGAUAACGAGCAUCGUUUCAACUUGCUUUCUGUCACCUAUAUCAAAGCAGUGCAUGUGCACACACAAGGAGUGGUGGUAUCGGUGCUGAAGGGGGGAACUGUGCAGGUGAAUCGGACCACAGUGAACUUGCCUGCGACCCCAGUUGAGGGCGUGUCUGUCUUCAAGGCGGGGAAACACUACACUGUGGCUGCAGUCUUUGGCGUUACAGUGCGAUACGAUGGAAACCACUUCAUGGACAUUAAAGUGACCAGCGAUUACAAGAACACCUUGUGUGGGCUGUGUGGAGACUAUAACGGAAACCCAAAGGAUGAUUUCCGUACACCCUCUGGUCAGCUAGUCACAAAUACCAAUGACUUUGGACACAGUUGGAACUCAGACACAAACUGCAACAAGAAGCCCAAUGAAACAAUCCCAGAAUGCACUGAUGAUCAACAGGAUAUAUAUGAGAGUCCCGCCUACUGUGGCAUGCUACUAGAUCCCAAGGGACCCUUCGCCGUCUGUCAUCCAAGAGUCAACCCCAAUGGCUUCUUCAAGGACUGUCUCUUUGACUUGUGUGCGCUGGGCGGGGCUCAAACAUCACUGUGCGAAGCACUGGAGUCCUACGUCAACGAGUGUCAGGACCGCAACGUGAACGUUGGGCCAUGGAGAAACAGCACCUUCUGUCCUCUUCGCUGCCCUGCUAAUAGCCACUACGAGGCUUGUGCCCCACCUUGUCCCCCAUCCUGCUCCAUUCCCAGCCCGGGACAGUGCAGUGGACCAUGUGCAGAGGGCUGUGUGUGUGACACAGGAUACGUUUACAGUUCUGGAAAGUGUAUUAAACAGGAGACCUGUGGGUGCCACUUCAAUGGACAGUACUACCAGGCAGGGGAAGAGUUCUACACUGAGGGCUGUGAGCUGAAGUGCACAUGUGAGGGAGGAGUUGUGAAAUGCAGCUCAGGAGAGUGUCCCCCACAGCAUGCCUGUGGACUGCAGAAUGGAGAGCUGGGCUGCUACCCCUUAAGUACAAAGGACUGUUACAUCUCAGGAGACCCACAUUACACCACCUUUGAUGGGAAAUACUACACCUUCAUGGGAACCUGCACCUAUACUCUGGCUAGGAGCUGCCAGAACCACACAGGUCCCUGGUUCUCAGUGGAGGGGAAGAAUGAGGAGAGGGGCGUGGCAGGCGUUUCAUACCUGCGCAAGCUGUACGUCACCGUCGGUGGAGUCACUGUCACUCUGAUGAAGAGCAGAAGGACUCUGGUCAAUGGACUGCGUGUGUCCCUCCCACACUCCCCUUCUCCCCUGAUCUUUCUCUCCCUGGCUGGGCAGUACGUCACCAUGCAGACUCCUUUCGGUCUCACAGUACGCUGGGACGGUAACCACUACGCGCACAUCUCCGUCCCCAGCUCCUACUUUGACCAGAUGUGUGGAUUGUGUGGAGAUUAUGAUGGAAACCCUAACAAUGACUUCACCAAGCCAGACGGUUCAGCGGCUGGGAACGCAAACCAGUUUGGCAACAGCUGGCAAACUGAGGAUGACGAGGAUGACACGUGUUUGCCUGAUGACAAACCUGAACCGCCCUGUGACCCCAAUCUGGAGGCAGAGGUGUCCAAACCUCAGAAUUGUGGCAAACUGAACGACACCCAAGGUCCUUUCAGGGACUGCAUUAACGUGGUUGACCCACGGCCCUAUUUCCAGAGCUGUGUGUAUGACAUGUGCCGCUAUGACGGGCUUCAGCAAACCCUAUGUGAUCAGCUGCAGUCCUACACAGAUGCCUGUCUCAGCGCAGGAGCUCCUGUCCACCAAUGGAGGGAGCCAGACUUCUGCCCUCUGGACUGCCCCCCCAACAGUCACUACUCCUUAUGUGUGAGCCCGUGUCCAGAGACAUGCGUGGGGCACAGUGGGGGUGCACAGCCAGGGUGCGGAGAGAACUGCGUGGAGGGCUGCAAGUGCGACCCCGGCUUCAUCCUCAGCAACGACCGCUGCGUUCCUCUCAAAGACUGCGGCUGUGUUGAGCCCCAAGGCUCUUACCACCCUGUGAAUGAGAGCUGGUAUCUGGAAGGCUGUACACAGCGCUGUGUGUGCAGAGGGGAGGGAGUGAUCGAGUGCCACAACACCUCCUGUGCCCCCAAUCAGGUCUGCCAACUGCAGGAUGGAGAAUACGGCUGUCAGGCACUGGUGAAAUGUCCCCAUGCUCACUAUAAUGAGUGCGGCCCAGCCUGCAUCCCAAGCUGCCAGAAACCCUCCACGAACUGUACCGGCUCCUGCAUCAGCGGCUGCUUCUGUGACCCAGGAUACGUGUUCCGCGGUCGCCGCUGCGUUCUUCACCAGUGUGGCUGCUUGGACGAGAGCAACAACUACUAUGAGGUCCCCAGGGAAAUCGUCUUUGGUGAUGGCUGCUCAGAGGUGUGUCGAUGUGCAGGGAACUACACGCUGGACUGUGUCAGCAAUGCCUGUGAGCCCACAGAGGAGUGUCGUGAAGUCAAUGGUGUUGCAGGCUGCUAUCCUAAAGACACCUCCACCUGCACUGCGUCAGGCGACCCUCACUACACCACGUUUGACCGCCGGCGAUAUGACUUCAUGGGCAACUGCAGCUACCUAAUGGCAGAGACCUGCAACAGCACCCUGGCCCCGCACUUUUCAGUCUACGCUGAUAACGAGCAUCGUUUCAACUUGCUUUCUGUCACCUAUAUCAAAGCAGUGCAUGUGCACACACAAGGAGUGGUGGUAUCGGUGCUGAAGGGGGAACUGUGCAGGUAAGUGAAUCGGACCACAGUGAACUUGCCUGCGACCCCAGUUGAGGGCGUGUCUGUCUUCAAGGCGGGGAAACACUACACUGUGGCUGCAGUCUUUGGCGUUACAGUGCGAUACGAUGGAAACCACUUCAUGGACAUUAAAGUGACCAGCGAUUACAAGAACACCUUGUGUGGGCUGUGUGGAGACUAUAACGGAAACCCAAAGGAUGAUUUCCGUACACCCUCUGGUCAGCUAGUCACAAAUACCAAUGACUUUGGACACAGUUGGAACUCAGACACAAACUGCAACAAGAAGCCCAAUGAAACAAUCCCAGAAUGCACUGAUGAUCAACAGGAUAUAUAUGAGAGUCCCGCCUACUGUGGCAUGCUACUAGAUCCCAAGGGACCCUUCGCCGUCUGUCAUCCAAGAGUCAACCCCAAUGGCUUCUUCAAGGACUGUCUCUUUGACUUGUGUGCGCUGGGCGGGGCUCAAACAUCACUGUGCGAAGCACUGGAGUCCUACGUCAACGAGUGUCAGGACCGCAACGUGAACGUUGGGCCAUGGAGAAACAGCACCUUCUGUCCUCUUCGCUGCCCUGCUAAUAGCCACUACGAGGCUUGUGCCCCACCUUGUCCCCCAUCCUGCUCCAUUCCCAGCCCGGGACAGUGCAGUGGACCAUGUGCAGAGGGCUGUGUGUGUGACACAGGAUACGUUUACAGUUCUGGAAAGUGUAUUAAACAGGAGACCUGUGGGUGCCACUUCAAUGGACAGUACUACCAGGCAGGGGAAGAGUUCUACACUGAGGGCUGUGAGCUGAAGUGCACAUGUGAGGGAGGAGUUGUGAAAUGCAGCUCAGGAGAGUGUCCCCCACAGCAUGCCUGUGGACUGCAGAAUGGAGAGCUGGGCUGCUACCCCUUAAGUACAAAGGACUGUUACAUCUCAGGAGACCCACAUUACACCACCUUUGAUGGGAAAUACUACACCUUCAUGGGAACCUGCACCUAUACUCUGGCUAGGAGCUGCCAGAACCACACAGGUCCCUGGUUCUCAGUGGAGGGGAAGAAUGAGGAGAGGGGCGUGGCAGGCGUUUCAUACCUGCGCAAGCUGUACGUCACCGUCGGUGGAGUCACUGUCACUCUGAUGAAGAGCAGAAGGACUCUGGUCAAUGGACUGCGUGUGUCCCUCCCACACUCCCCUUCUCCCCUGAUCUUUCUCUCCCUGGCUGGGCAGUACGUCACCAUGCAGACUCCUUUCGGUCUCACAGUACGCUGGGACGGUAACCACUACGCGCACAUCUCCGUCCCCAGCUCCUACUUUGACCAGAUGUGUGGAUUGUGUGGAGAUUAUGAUGGAAACCCUAACAAUGACUUCACCAAGCCAGACGGUUCAGCGGCUGGGAACGCAAACCAGUUUGGCAACAGCUGGCAAACUGAGGAUGACGAGGAUGACACGUGUUUGCCUGAUGACAAACCUGAACCGCCCUGUGACCCCAAUCUGGAGGCAGAGGUGUCCAAACCUCAGAAUUGUGGCAAACUGAACGACACCCAAGGUCCUUUCAGGGACUGCAUUAACGUGGUUGACCCACGGCCCUAUUUCCAGAGCUGUGUGUAUGACAUGUGCCGCUAUGACGGGCUUCAGCAAACCCUAUGUGAUCAGCUGCAGUCCUACACAGAUGCCUGUCUCAGCGCAGGAGCUCCUGUCCACCAAUGGAGGGAGCCAGACUUCUGCCCUCUGGACUGCCCCCCCAACAGUCACUACUCCUUAUGUGUGAGCCCGUGUCCAGAGACAUGCGUGGGGCACAGUGGGGGUGCACAGCCAGGGUGCGGAGAGAACUGCGUGGAGGGCUGCAAGUGCGACCCCGGCUUCAUCCUCAGCAACGACCGCUGCGUUCCUCUCAAAGACUGCGGCUGUGUUGAGCCCCAAGGCUCUUACCACCCUGUGAAUGAGAGCUGGUAUCUGGAAGGCUGUACACAGCGCUGUGUGUGCAGAGGGGAGGGAGUGAUCGAGUGCCACAACACCUCCUGUGCCCCCAAUCAGGUCUGCCAACUGCAGGAUGGAGAAUACGGCUGUCAGGCACUGGGUAGUGGAACUUGUUCAGCUUCUGGUGAUCCUCACUACAUCUCCUUUGACAAGAAAGUUCAUCACUUUCAGGGCUCUUGCUCGUAUACUCUUACUGAGCCAUGUAAUGCCUCUUCUGGGUUGCCAUACUUCUCCGUCAUCACCCAGAAUGAACAUCGGCACAACAACAAGGAUGUCUCUUAUGUCCGUGCUGUUAUUAUCAAUAUGCAAGGAUCAGAAUUCAUACUGAGCAAAGGGCGAAAAGCUCAGGUGAAUGGUGUAAGGGUCCACCUCCCUGUGUCUCUGCCCAAUGGUGUGAGCAUCCAUUUGAGUGGGACUUUUGUGGUUCUGGAUGCAGAUUUUGGCCUGCUGGUGCGAUAUGAUGGGAACCACCAUGUGGAUGUCAGCCUACCUUCCUCCUAUAGUGGACUAUUGUGUGGACUUUGUGGUAACUAUAAUGGCAAACCCAGUGAUGAUAACCUGAAACCAGAUGGCAAACCGGCAGCCAACACCAAUCAACUGGGAGAAAGUUGGCAGGUCGCAGACAACCGCACCGACUGUUCUAGCGGGGGAGUAGAUGAGUGUGACGAGAAGGUGGAGAAUGAAGCUCAGAAACCAGUCAGCUGUGGCAUGAUUACUGACCCCAGUGGUAUUUUCAAGCCCUGCCACACAGUGGUGCCCCCAGAUAUUUAUUUUGAGAACUGUGUGUAUGACCAGUGCGCAACUGGGGGAGACACUGUGGCUCUGUGCCAGGCACUCCAAAGCUAUGCUGACAUCUGUGCCCUGAGUGGAGUUCCCAUUUCUUGGAGAAACAACACCUUCUGCCCUCUCAAGUGCCCAGUUGGCAGUCACUACUCCCACUGUGGUUCAGCCUGCCCCACCAGUUGCCAAAACCCUGGCUCUGUCAACAGCUGUGAUAAGCCCUGCGUGGAGGGGUGUGUGUGUGACCCAGGCCUGGUACUCAGUGGGGACAAGUGUGUUCCCUUCCGUCAGUGUGGCUGUACAGACAAAGACUACAACUACCGGCCGGUAGGUGAUAGCUGGUUUCCUGUGGCUGACUGCUCAGAGCGCUGUGUGUGCUCCUCCUCUAACAACAUCACCUGUGAGCCCUGGCAGUGCAGCCCUGCCCAGGAAUGUGGGAUCCAAGAGGGCCAAUUGGGCUGCCACUCCACAGGUGUGGGAGUGUGCCAUGUGGCCGGUGACCCACACUACUACACCUUUGAUGGCAAGAUGCACACCUUCAUGGGCACCUGCUCAUACACCCUGGUAGAGGUGUGCAACAGCACCAGGGUCACCCCUUUCACUGUUGUGGCCAAGAACGAGGAGCGGGGCCAGCCGGAGGCAUCCUACGUGAGCUCUGUUACUGUCGCUCUGCCCGCUGCUAACGUCACACUCAGCAAGGGCCGCAGAGUGCUGCUGAAUGGGCGCAGGGUACGCACUCCUUUGACCAUCGCUGAAGCUGGAGCUAGGGUGGCUACCAGUGGGGUGUACAGUGUGCUGGACACAGAUUUCGGGCUGAUUGUGAAAUUUGAUGGAGUGCAUCACCUGGAGAUAAAUAUACCAGGAGACUAUUUUGGCAAGGUGUGUGGCAUGUGUGGAAAUUACAAUGGCAAUUCCACGGACGAUAACCUAAUGCCCAAUGGACAUCAAGCUAAAGAUGUAAUUGAACUGGGUAACAGCUGGAAAGCAGAGGGAGACAGUGAUCCAGGCUGCCAGCCGGAUGACAGGGAGGAACUGCACCCCAACUGCACAGCGGCAGAGGAGUCCCAGUACAAGGCUUUGUGCGCCAAACUGAUUAUGUCCGAUCGCUUCCAGCCCUGCCACUCCGCAUUGGCCCCAGAGCCCUUCCUGGACAACUGCGUGUAUGACAUGUGCGAGUACAACGGCAUGCAGGGGACGCUGUGUGACAACGUGGAGGCAUACGCACAGGCCUGCCAGAGCCUUGGAAUCACAAUCAGCUGGAGGAAUCAGACAUUCUGUCCUCUGCCUUGCCCUCCCAACAGCCACUACUCAGACUGCACAGCCCCCUGUCCUGCCAGCUGCGCAGACCUCUUUCCCGUUAGCUGCCCUCAGCCACCCAGUGCGUGUGUGGAGGGCUGCCAGUGCAAUGCCGGCUUUGUGCUGAGCGACGAUCGGUGUGUGCCACUGGCAAACUGUGGCUGCGUGGAUCCCAGCGGGGAGUACCACGAUGUGGGUGACUCUUGGCUGAAUGACCACUGCAACAGACGGUGCAGCUGCACCCUGGGGGGAAUCCUGAGCUGUGUGCCAUUUGAGUGCAGAGACAACUCCAUCUGUUCCCUGGACAAGGAGGGAAUUCGCUACUGCAAGCCUGAGAGGUUUGUGAAGUGUAGUAUUUCAGGAGACCCACAUUACCGUACCUUUGACGGGUUCGUUCACCACUACCAAGGCCCCCACACCUAUGUCCUCACCCAGAGCCACAACAUAUCCGACUCACUGGUGCCCCUGACUGUUCGGGGCAAGAACACACGGAGAGGUGGUAACAGUCGUGUCUCUUUCCUGCACGAAGUCUAUGUGGAUGUGUACAAGGUCAAUGUUCGCUUCUUGCAGAAAAGGAUAAUCCUGGUGAAUGGGGAGAGAGUGCAGCCUCCCCUGCAGCCCAUGGAUGGUCUCAAAGUCACCAUGAACUCCCGGAUCAUGCAGCUGUCUACUGACUUUGGCCUCACAGUCCGCUUUGAUGGCAAAAGCCAUGCAGAGGUGGUUCUACCUAGCACCUACAAGUCACUGGUCAGGGGACUGUGUGGGAACUAUGACGGCCGACCCAACAACGAGUACAUAAAGCCAGAUGGCACACUCACUCGCAAUUUAGACGUGUUUGGGGACAGCUGGAGAGUGAGUGACCGGCAGGAGCCUGCCCUGCGCACUGUCACCUUGCCUGGAGUAGUGCGCCUGCAUAGGCGUGAGGUGGAGCUGGAGCCAGACAACGGGUUCGAAACCGACGGGUGCACAGAGACACAGCUGAGCGAGCUAAACAAAACGAGCCAGUGUGGAGCUCUUUCUGAUCCUGCGGGACCCUUCGCAGCCUGCCACUCUACAAUCCAGCCCGAGAUGUUCCAGGAUGACUGUGUGUUCGACAUCUGCGCAGUGCAAAGUAGCCCUCAGCUGCGUUGUGACAACUAUGAGGUAUACGCUCAGGCCUGUCAAGAGCAGGGUGUCACCCUUGGGAACUGGAGACUGAAGUUGCAGUGCGUCCUGACGUGUCCAGCAAACAGCACGUACAAGCCCUGCGUGUCCCCGUGCCCGGCCUCCUGUGCUGACCUAGCCGCUCCAUCUGAGUGCCCGGAGCCAUUCUGCACGGAGGGCUGUCAGUGUGACCCGGGACACGUUCUGAGUGGAACCGCCUGUGUGCCUUACACUCAGUGUGGCUGCACUUUCCAGGAACGAUAUUACCUGCUGAAUGAGAAGUUUGUGUCGGAGGACUGCUCUCAGAGCUGUGAAUGCACACCAACAGGGGCUGUAUGUCAAUCAAAAAGCUGUCCAGAUACCCAUGUCUGCACCAUCUACAACAUGACACGAGAUUGCUUCAAAAAGAGUUCUUGUUUGAGCUACCCCUGUCUCAAUGGAGGGACAUGCCUAGAUUCAUCUGUGGAUCCAGGGUUUACCUGUCAGUGUGCUGAAGGGUUCCAGGGUCUACUCUGUGAGGCAGAAAAAUAUCCCAGCACCGGUCUAGAUAAGAAGACAAUUAUUCUCAUUGGAGUUCUGGUUCCCCUAGGAGUCAUUCUCCUACUCUUGAUAUGCAUUUGUGUAUAUAAACAAAUAGCAAGAAAGGGGAGAUUGCAUGUUAAAGACAAACUUAGGAUGUCCAAAACAAAAGGUCCCAAUUAUGAAAACAUGGAUUCUACGCAUAUGAAGACAAAAGUCACAAAGUUUUGACCAGGUUUUAAACGGCUUCAUCCAGAGAAAUACAUGGACAGUAAUUAAUUAUAUAUUUACUGUUAAUUGCAGAUGACUACCAUAUUUGUAUUCUCAGAUUAAAAUAGAGAUCUUCUCAAUUCCACCAUUUAUCAUCUCUCCUUAUUUGUUUUGAACUAUGUGUGUUAAUUGAAAUUAUUUUACAUUUUUAUUAACUUAUUUUUAAAAUUGGUAAUUACGAAUGUAUUACAACAUGACCUGAAGAGUGAAAUUACGCUUCUGUAACUGUUUCCAAUAAACACAUCAGUUUCUGUGAUUAA